This is a messenger RNA of Punica granatum (pomegranate), 2011 nucleotides long. NCBI's taxonomy places the organism in Eukaryota, Viridiplantae, Streptophyta, Magnoliopsida, Myrtales, Lythraceae. The record is from RefSeq and is a predicted model, not a curated record.
AAAUGAGCCUUUUUUCCAUAUUGUCUUUAUCAUGAUUUUUAUUUAUAUAUAGCUGUACGUUUCAUUGGUGGCCACCUUUGUUUACUGCAUCAUCCACGUGGCGCCUUCUCCUUCUUCUUAGUCCCUCCCAAACCUCUCUCCCCAUUGGGUUACGGACAAAAGAAACAGAAACAUAGGAAACCUCAACGUCAAGAUCAAAUCAGAAACCAGUCAAAUCAAAAAAGACAAAAAAAGAAGCUGCUUGUCGUCAACCGGUAGCCGCAAAAAUUGCGAAGGGUAACGAAGAUGCUGCUGCUUUGGUGGCGGUGACCGAGGCGCCCGCCUCCCCGCCUCCAAGAGGGCUGCCCUCCUCCAUGGAGGCAGCCGAGCUCCACCACGCACCAACUACGGUGUUGGGGCCGAUUGAGGGAGAUACCGACUACCCUCCUGUGAGGACCCUCGAUGACGCGAAGGUCAUCUGCUCGCUGGAAUCAAAGAAGCUCUGGUCCAUUGCAGGGCCCAUUGCUUUCAACAUCCUCUGCAAUUACGGCAUCAAUUCCUUCACGAAUAUAUUCGCGGGGCAUCUCGGGGAUGUGGAGCUCUCCGCCGUGGCAAUCUGCCUCAAUGUCAUCGCCAACUUCUCCUUUGGGUUUCUGCUUGGGAUGGGGAGCGCUCUCGAGACGCUGUGCGGGCAGGCAUUUGGGGCUGGGCAAAUCCACAUGCUCGGGGUCUACAUGCAGAGGUCGUGGAUAAUCCUCCUUGCUGCGUGCAUCCUGCUGCUCCCACUUUACGUGUAUGCGACCCCUAUUCUGAAGCUGUUGGGCCAGGAGGCUGAUAUCGCCGAGAUGGCAGGCCACUUCACGGUCCAAGUCAUCCCGCAGAUGUUCUCCCUCGCCAUCAAUUUCCCAACCCAAAAGUUCCUGCAGUCCCAGAGUCGGGUCGGGGUCCUGGCCUGGAUCGGAUUCUUCGCCCUCAUCAUCCACAUCUUUGUGCUCUAUUUGUUCGUAAACGUGUUCAAGUGGGGGCUGGCAGGGGCUGCUGCGGCUUACAAUAUUUCAGCCUGGGCGAUCGCCGUGGCUCAGGUAAUAUAUGUGGUGGGGUGGUGCAAGGAAGGGUGGAAAGGAUUGUCAUGGCUGGCUUUUAAGGACAUUUGGGGAUUUGUGAAGCUUUCGGUUGCAUCGGCGGUUAUGUUGUGCCUGGAGAUUUGGUACUUUAUGACCAUUAUUGUCCUCACUGGUCACCUUGAAGAGCCAAUCAUUGCCGUUGGGUCCCUCUCAAUCUGCAUGAACAUCAACGGCUGGGAAGGAAUGCUGUUCAUAGGAAUCAAUGCAGCCAUAAGCGUUCGGGUUUCGAAUGAGCUCGGAUCCAGGCACCCAAGGGCGGCAAAGUACUCCGUGAUAGUUACGGUGGUCGAGUCCCUCAUCAUUGGGAUAUUAUCCGCCAUGAUUAUCCUGGCGAGUAGGGACCACUUCGCGGUCAUAUUCACCGAUAGCAUCAGGAUGCAGAAGGCAGUCGCUAAGUUAGCUUACCUUCUCGGUGUAACUAUGAUACUCAACAGUGUACAGCCGGUCAUAUCAGGUGUUGCUGUCGGGGGAGGUUGGCAAGCUCUGGUGGCUUACAUAAACUUAUUCUGUUAUUACAUAGUGGGGCUGCCUCUCGGGUUUUUUCUGGGUUACAAAACAAGUUUAAAAGUUCGGGGCAUUUGGAUUGGAAUGAUAUGUGGGACAUUGCUGCAGACAUUCAUACUCUUGCAUGUCAUCUAUAAAACCAACUGGAACAAAGAGGUCGAGCAAGCAUCAGAGAGGAUGAGGCAAUGGGGGGCCGCCCAAGAGGAAUUGGUUGAUAUGACGUAGCAAUACUAUUUCUUUUUUUUUUUAAUGACUUUUUAGUUAUAUAUUCAUUUUCUUUCAUUUUUUCGGAUUUUCCUUGUUGCUGUCUUUGUACAUGGCAAAAAUUCCUGGGCAAGAAAAGAAUGGCAUUUGUGUGGUAGAUCUAAUUUUUGCUAUCUUUAAAGUGUACAAUAAAAAAAAAG